AUGCUGUGUUUUCAGGAUUGCCAGUUUACUAAAAUUAAAGACAAUACAACUCUUCAUGUUGUAUUCCAAGGAAAUAUCCAUCUGGAAAAUUGCGGUAGCUGCUGCAAGCGAUGGUUCAUCACUUUCAACGGCGCCGAGUGUAGCGGACCUCUGCCUAUUGACGCAGCUCUGUGGAUCAGAAAUAGAAACACAGAGGACUAUAGACCUGGAGCAAUAGAGGGCUACUGUGAAAACAUCAGAAAAGGGAAUAUCCCCGUUGGCAUCAACAUUGGAAACUGUCCCGGUUAUGGAAACUCUGAUGGUAACACGGGAUGGAUGUCAGUGUCUCGUUUGAUUAUCGAAGAAGUUCCUCGCUCCCAGCAGGAACGAAUCCAUCGCAUCUCAACAACAUUCCUACAAUAGCUAAGUGCUUGUAGAGUCAUGUUGGGCGUUGAAAAUAGAUUUUUAAAAAAAUUUAGGCAUAAAUUUAAUCGACACGCAACUGAGAGCCUUUGCUUAACUCUUUCAUUAAAAUAUUGAUAAUCAAACUACAUGCUCACUUUUUUUUUAUUUUUACUUUUUUCUCUUUACUAAGUGCAGCAAGUCUUUGCAGCACACGAUGUCUGUUUUGCAGCACGGUACCCCUUCUUCUUGCUCACCUUGUAAGUUCGAUCCUGGGCUAAACCGAGAUCUAUUUGAUGGUCUCCAAUAGGUCUUUUCCGUUUUCUAAAUAAACCUCCAGUUCCAGACUGCUAAAAGCCGGGAUGAGUCUUGCCAGAGCGUCCGCCUUUCUGAUUAUUUUCCACAGAGAAUUCGACACCUCGUUCGUAUUGUAGCUUUAACUGGGCCAGGUGGAGGCAUUUACUCUUCAUCAAGUGGUACCUUAAGUACUGCGGGGUGUUGUAAAAAGAUAUCUCAGCAUGUACGGUCUCAGCCUGACCCUGACAAGUUUUUUGCGAUCCCAAAUUAUUUUUCAUGGAUCUUUCCUUGUAAGGAAAAAUAUUUUGCUUUGAAGAGUCAUUAUAUUCUUGUCAUUCUCGAGUGUUAAAAAGGUAAAGUCAUUGAUGUUUCUUGACUUUAGCUUUCACGCUCACCAGACACGGUUAAACGAAGGUUUCAUUUUGAGCAGUUACCGGUUGGUCUGCAAGUAUCCGAAACCAACAACAAAAUGAUUGGAACAAUCGGCGGUGUGACUUUAAUAAAGUUGGUUCUGCUAUUUUGUCUCUUCGUUUACAUCCGAAGCGCCAGCACAGUCGCCCAGGCCAAGGUAGGAUGGAGUAAAAUACGAUAAAUUAUUACAUUUGAAAGGUGAUCAAGACUUGGAAGAUUUCCACAAGGUUUAGUAAUUAACGACUCACCGAGCUUAAACUGAGUCUUCCAAAACAAGAAAGAUUUAUUUGUUUAUUCCGCGCUUGGAUUUUACAUACCACAGUGGUCUUAGUGCUUUCAUCGAAGCCGUUCCGCUUCUUCUCGUUCUUAUUUGUUUAUUUAUUUAUUUAUAGAUAUUAUUAAUUUGUAGGCUGUUUUGCUUGUGUUUGAUCUAACCAAAUAUAUAUUUUUUGCACAGAACCCCAGUAUGUGCGCGCAAGGAUCACCUGGUAUUCCGGGACGAAAUGGGCAUAAUGGAUUACCCGGCCGGGAUGGUCGAGACGGUGCUAAGGGUGAAAAACGCGUGGCAGUUCCACCUUGACCACGUGGUAUAAAAGGACAAGCGGGAAAGGUCGCUGCUGAAGAAAGGAACUGGAAGCAGUGCGCGUGGAAAAAGGCUGACGGCCGUGAUGUUGGUCUUAUUCAGGUGAGCGGGAGACAAUUCUUUAUUCAGAGUCGGUUGUACUGGACCUAAUUAUAGCAAUUCAAAAACGUUUCUCAAAUGUCCUAGUUCAUAGUUCCCUGUUGUUCAGAUAUUCUUGUCUUUAAUUCGUCUUAAUAGGGUCUUUGAAAUAACACUUCACUUCUCUUUACUCAGUUACGUAGUUACUUAGUUGUUUUAAACUUAAUUCGUAAUGGACAUCGUAGGAAAUUCAAAAUUUACCCUACUUGAAUCUUUCAUAACUCCAAACGCAGUCGUCCUACACCAUAUAUUAAGUUUCGCUCGUUCAUUAAAUCACUAGUUCUGCGUAUCAGAGACUUACACUAAAGUUGUCUUAAACAAAUUCGGUUUCUAAACAAUGACUUUGGCUUUACGUAGUACACAGCUUGCCGUCCGGUCAGAUGUCUCAGGUACCCUGAACAAAAUGGUCAUGUGAGAAAAAAAUUAUGCUGCUAACCCCGACUAUACUACCCCCACCCUCCCUUCCCCCUCCCCGUUAGAUCGCGAUCGUCAUUCGAGUGAAACUGUCGGUUGAAUUAUUCAACGAUAAAGUGACGUCUCUUGGCUGCCCGAGAGUCACGCUAAGGAAGGGGUGUUUUUACCUAGACCAUAUAAAUGGGGCCUAAUUAGGAGACUUAAAAUGAUGAGAUGAAUGAGGUUGGGAAAGAAUUGGCUACAGCUUGCAAUCCUGAUAUAAAUGAAGGACUCAAAAGCCUCUUUUUUCUCCUUUAGUGACAUUUUUUAGCCAGUUACAUGUGUGUCUGUAAAAAUAUAUAUACAACGCGCCCCGCGUGAUAUCGGUGAUUGCUCUACAUUGUACUGACUCACUAUCUUUCAUCUCACUGUCUAGAGCCUACAGUUAAUUUUUGAAAUCAGAGUAACCUUCAGUUGCAACAUACAGAUUAGUAAUUUGUCUUUAUCUGGUAUCAGAUAACUGACCAAUCUCGUUUAUAGAGGCAGUCAUCCUUUUGUUCCUCGACGGGGAUUCGGGUAUGACAAAAGGGACCCCUGGGGAUCGGACGAGGUUGAUAACUGACUAAAACAGUCAUUCGUCCACUUGUUCGUAUUAGAGCUUUACUGGGCCAGGUGGAGGCAUUUGCACUUCACUGAGGGGCAUAGUGAAAAGGUACCUCAAUGCCUAUGGCUUCAGCCUGCCUAUGAAAUGUUUUUGCGGUCUCAAAUUAUUCUUAUGAACAUUUCCCUAUAAGGAAAAAUAUUUUGCUUUGUAGAAUCAUUCCAUUCUUGUCAUUCUCAAGGGGAUUAAAAAGGUAAAGUCAUCGAUGUUUCGAGAGUUGUUUGCCAUUCACGUUGACCAGACACGAUUAAACGGUUGUUUCAUUUGAGCUCUUUCGUUGGUCUUCAUUUGCCUGAAACCAAGACGAAAAUGUUUAGAACAACCGACGGUGCGGCUGUAAUGAAGUUGGUAUUGCUGUUUUGUCUCUUCUCUUACAUCCGAAACGUCAGCACAGUCGCCCCAGCCAAGGUAGGGUUAGAAUACGAUAAAUUAUUACAUUUGAAGUAUGAUUACGACAAUCUUUGUUUCUUCUUGGGGAAAGACUUUCGAUUACCAGCUAUAAGAUGGUUUUAAUUUAUGUCAUCUCAGUGUUCCUUCUUACUUCUCACAAUAUUCUCCACGACGCAUCGCGGGCAACUGAAACUUCCUGACAUAUUUGUUAUGAAAUGCUUGAUACGAUAAGAGGGCAACCAGUUACACAUUCUUGGAAGAUUUCCACUUGAUUUAUUAAUUAACAGGGAAGAUUUAUUUGUUUACUUAGGGCGUGGAUUUUGCGUAUGUGGUCUGAGUGGUGUCAUCGUUGACCUUUAGUAUCUUCUUCUUAUUUUUUCGCUUUAUUCAUUUCUUCUUUAUUUUUAUUUUUAUCUAACUUAAGAAAAAGUGAGACUUUUUCCAUUUCGGAUUGUUACUCUUUUUCCGCGUCCUCUGAAACAAGGUCAACCACUGACUUAAACUUAUAAUUUGUAAUUUGUUUUCUUGGUUAUGGAUGGAUGCGACUUGUUUCCCCUCACGUUUUGAUCUAAAAACAACUUUUGCGACACUUUUGUUUCACUGCUGGCUGGGUAUUCUAUAUACAUUCCUAACGGCCAUCCUGGAAAAGAAAACCACAUAAGACGCAAGGAACAUCCAAACUAGAGGGAGUUGCGUGAUUUUUAUUCAAUACAUGCACGUUAAUCAGUUAUUUUAGAUUAGAUAACCAUAUAUACUUUUUUAACACACCCUCAUAUGUCGAGUGCCGCGCAAUAUCUAGGCUAUGUUUUGCUUUCGUUUGGUCUUACAAAUUAUUUAUUUCACAGAAUCCCAGUUUGUGCGCGCAAGGAGCAACUGGACUUCCCGGACGAAAUGGUGUGAAUGGACAUAAUGGGUUACCAGGCCGUGACGGUCGAGAUGGUGCAAAGGGUGAGAAAGGCUUGUCAGGCCCAUCUGGACCACGUGGUUUCAAAGGAGAAGCGGGACGAGUUAGAACGGUCGCUGCUGAACAAAGAAACUGGAAGCAGUGCGCGUGGAAAAACAGUGACGGCAAAGCUAUUGGCCUUAUUAAGGUUAGUGCAUGGAGAGCAAUUUAUACAAAUUUCAUUGGUAGAGUCGGUGUUACUGGGCGUAAUUAUUAAUAGCUAUAGAAGCGCUUCUCAAAUUUUCCAGUCCUUAGUUUCCUUUCAUCGGUUAUUCUUGUCUUUAACUCGAUCAAAUAGUCUUUUUAAAUAAAACUUUCUUUAGUUAGUUCACAUGUUGUGUUUGACUGUUUUUCAACUAACCUUAACGCGAAAGUAGUGGGAAAUUCAAAGUUUACCCUUCGUAACUUCGAACUCUACAUCUAUUAUUAUUGGAAUUUCGGUUGUUCAUUCAAUCACUAGUUGUGGGCAUCAGAUACGUAAAAUGAACUUAUCUGAUAGAAAAUCCCUUUUUCAAGCCAUGAACUUUUCUGUACGAAGCGCACAGCUGACUGUGAGUUGUCCUAGGUAGUCUAUGUAGCGUGAGAAAAAAGUUGAUCCUUUUGCCCAGACUUGCUGGGAGUACGAAAAACGGCGAACAGGCAAAACUGGGGCCAAAGAAAAAAGAGAGAAAGCCCGCCUGAUCGCAGGUUACAUCUCAGGUUGACUCAACUUGCCUUCUCAACCGGCCGCCUCCCUCACUCUCCCCCACCCUCUCCCCCACUAAGCAAGAUCGCGACCGUCAUAUAAACUGCAGUCGGCUGAAUUUUUCAAGGAGGAAGUGAAUCAAUCCGAGAGUCAAUCUGGGUAGGGGUGUCUUAGGUAUCACGGAUAGACCAUAUAAAUGUGGCCUUAGACAACCGCAGUGCUCAUCGUAGGGCAGACGACUCAAGGAAUUCUACUGCCUCUCACUUUUAGUGUAAUUUUUUUGGCCGGUUAUAAGUGUGACAAAAUAAAUAUACACAUCUUUCUUUGCCUUAUAUCGGUGGCUCUAAGACCGUAAUUACCGCUCUGAACAUAGUCAUAAAAUUUCAACAGAAUGUUCAUUACGACUUGAAUAAUAACGUGGUUCACGGUGCUUUGUCUGGCCUUGAUCGCUAACAAUAUAAUGCUACGUUUUCAGGAUUGCCAGUUUACUAAAAUUAAAGACAAUACAACUCUUCGUGUUGUAUUCCAAGGAAAUAUCCACCUGGGAGGUUGCGGGAGCUGCUGCAAGCGAUGGUUCAUCACUUUCAACGGCGCCGAGUGUAGCGGACCUCUGCCUAUUGACGCGGCCCUGUGGAUCAGAAAUAGAAACACAGAUGACUUCAGACAUGGAGCAAUAGAGGGCUACUGUGACAACAUUAGAAAAGGAAAUAUCCGCGUUGGCAUCAACAUUGGAAACUGUCCCGGUUAUGGAAACUCCAAUGGUAACACGGGAUGGAUGUCAGUAUCUCGUUUGAUUAUCGAAGAAGUUCCUCGGUCCCAGUAGUAACGAAUCCAUCGCAUCUCAACAACAUUCUCCAAUAGCUGAGUGCUUGUAGAGUCAUAUGUUAGGCGUCAAAAGUGGACAAAAAAAAAAAGUAUUUUAGGCAUAAAUUUAAUCAGCAUGCGACUGAAAGCCUCUGUUUAACACUUUCAUUAAAAUAUUCAUCAUCAAAUUGCAUGCUGAUUUCUUUUUUCUUUUUACUAAGUGCAGCAAGUCUUUUCAGCAUACGAUGCCUGUUUUGCAGCACGCUGCCCCUUCAGAGUAGUUGCGCGCUGCGCUACGAAAGUUCGAUCCUGAGCUUGCCCGAGAUCUAUUAAAGUCCCCAAUAGGUCCUUUUAAUUAUUUUGUAAAUAAACGUCCAAAUUCAGACUGCAAAAAGCGGGAUUCAGUCUUGCCAAAGCGUCCGCCUUUCUGAUUGGUUUCAAAGAAAAAAAAAUUGCACUUUAUUUGAGUGUCAAUGUAUUUAGCACGAAAGUACUAAUUGUGGACACUAUUUUUACGUCUCCUAAUGGAGACGGGACUGCCAUUUUACGUGGUCAUCCGAGCCACGCGAAGGUCUAGCCGUUUAAAGGACAAAGGAAGUACCUUCAUUUCUCAGUUAUUUUAAGACCCUGAGUAUUGGUCUGGCCCCGGGAAUCGAACCCGCGACCUCCCGCUCUGCAGUCAAGCGCUUUACCGACUGAGCUAAACCUGCCGCGGACACCCCGUGCGUAUUGUAGCUUUAACUGGGCUAGGUGGAGCGGGCAUUUACUCUUCAUCAAGUGGUGCCUUAAGUACUGUGGGGCUUUGUAAAAAGAUAUCUCAACGUGUACGGUGUCAAUCUGACACUGACAAGUUUUUUGCGGUCCCAGAAUAUUUCCAUGGAUAUAUCCUUAUAAGGAAACAAAUUUUGAUCAGAAGAGUCAUUCCAUUCUUGUCAUUCUCAAGGGUUAAAAAGGUAGAGUCAUUGGUGUUUCUAGAGUUUGGCUUUCACGCUCACCAGAAACGGUUAAACGGUGGUUUCAUUUUGAGCGCGUACGAUGGUCUGGAAGUGUCCGAAACCAAGAACAAAAUGAUUGGAAGAAUCGGCGGUGUGGCUUUAAUGAAGUUGGUGCAGCUGUUUUGUCUCUUCGUUUACAUACGAAGCGCCAGCACAGUCGCCCCAGCCAAGGUAGGGAGUAAAAUACGAUAAAUUAUUGCAUUUGAAAUGUGAUUACUUUCAAGGCUUGGACGAUUUCCUCAAGGUUUAUUACACCUAGCUUAAACUUAGUCUUCCCAAACGAGGAAGAUUUAUUUGUUUCCUCCGCGCGUGGAUUUUACAUACCACAGUGGUCUUAGUGGAGUCACCACAGCCGUUCCGCAGUUUCUCGUUCUUACAGUCGAACCUGUCUAAUACAGACACCGAAGGGACAGAGCGAAGUGUCCGUAUUAGAGAAGUGUCCGUAUAAAAGAGGUCACUAUGAUGACGUCUCUUUUAUUACUCCACUUACAGUUUUAAGUGUUUAGUAGCUAAAACCAGGCUUACACUCGUCUUUAAACUGCAUUUAAGUUAUUAAUUCACAGUACAAAGACACUUUCUUUCAGUAGCAUACAACAUUAAUAUCAGCUACAUACGUGCAGCCGGAAGCAAAUCACUAUUUUAAGACGAAACGAGCUACAGCGCAAUGUUGCAUGUAAAAAGUUGCACAAUUCUGAAAGCGUCUCUCGCGCGCUAUUUUGCAAGUGCAGUAAACAGUAACUACAGUACAAAAUGUAAUAGAAAAGAUCUUUAUGCUAUCUGUAGUUGUACACCUUUUGAAAAUUAAUUGACGUUUGGUAUACAGCGACUGGGCUUUUGAAGUCACCUUGCAUAACUCAUUAGCCAGACGGGAUUCACCUCAGUCGGGAUUCGGGAUUCACCUGAUCACCGCACCGUCCGUAACAAAGAGGUUAAGUUCAUACGAAUUUACUCUCUGGGGCCGAGAUUAAGUGUCCGUUGUCCGUAUUAGAGAGUGUCCAUAUUAUAGAGUUUUUUUUUAAGAAAGUAAAUGAGAAUUUUGUCGGGACAUUGGAAACUGUCCCUAAUAAAGAGGUGUCUGUACCGAGAGGUUCAACUGUAUUUGUUUAUUUAUUAUUUAUAGAUAUUAUUAAUUUGUAGGCCCUUAUAUUUUUUGCACUGAACUGACCUCAGUAUGUGCUCGCAAGGCAGCUGGUAUUCUGGGACGAAAUGGGCAUAAUGGAUUACCCAGCCUGCCGGAUUGUCGAGGCGGUGCUAAGGGUGAAAAAGAAGUGACAGGUCCACCUGGACCAAGUGGUAUAAAAGGACAAGCGGGAAAGUUCGCUUCUGAAGAAAGGAAGUGGAAGCAGUGUGCGUGGAAAAGGCUAACGGCCGUGAUGUUGGCCUCAUUCGCGUGAGGUGAGCGGGAUACAAUUCUUUAUUCAGAGUCGGUUGUACUGGACCUCGAUUAUAGAAAUUCAAAAACGCUUCUCAAAUCACAGGGCGCCCACACAAUCUGUUUGUGUAGCCGAUUGUUAUUUUAUAGUAAAUGUACUGAAUUUACCGUUUGCUUCACCUAUAGCGAUAUAUCGCUAACUAUGUAUAUAAAUCAAUGAUAAAUAAACGUUGAAUUACCUUACCUGUGGUGUAUAGUCGUCCUUUUGCCUCAAAAGCGGUUUUUUGAGCGAUUUUGAAUGAAUUUGAGUUCGCCGUUGACUGUUCCAUAUAAUAGAAGGAACAGUUAGCCUCCGUCCAUCAAGCGUUUUUUUUUUAAAUUUGAAUUAUUUUAAUUUCCUCAAAGGUUGUUUCUGACGAGUUUUUUCGUAGGACUCUCAAGACUUCUCCUUUGACAAAUCCUUUUUUAACAUUUGAAGGGUGACACGGGGUGAAAUGAGUGUGCAAGAAGGUUUCCGUUUUUUUAAAAUGUGUCUUUACAUCAAGGAUAGAGUUUUCCUUGAAUAUUGUGCCUUUGUAUACAACCGUGUCUAAAAACGCAGCCUCAGUGUCAAAUGUUUCGGCCGUGAAUUCAAUAGUUGGGUGAUGUAAGUUUGCUUGUUCAAUGAAGGCUUCGAUGUCUGGUUUACUCAUGUCCCACAGGGAAAAGAUAUCGUGUAUGUAGCAUUUCCAAACUGUUCAUUGUUCUAAAGACAGUUUUGCUUAGAGUUGUUGUUUCAAUAUAUGUCAUGAAAAUAUUGGCAAAGGAAUCAAAACUGCUGUCUUUGUGCCCAUUGCAGUUCCAUGGUUUUGUAGGUAGUGCUUUCCAUUGAAGUGAAAGAAAUUUUCUUUGAGGAUUAAUCUAAGCAUUUCCGGCAUGUAACGUGUAGGAAUGAGUUGUCUUUGUAUAAAUUUUCUUAUGCUUUGUGACAGACAAUUUCAAUAUACCCUCGUUUUUCCAGUGUAUAUUUGUGUCAAGACUCAUAAAGUCCAUCGAAACAAGAAAUGUUCGGUUUUUCACAUUUGUCUUUUCAGUGAAAGGUAUGAUUUCUGUGAUUUUCAUACUGGUUGUAGCAGUGUAUCAACAAAUUUUGUCAAGCACAGGACAAUUUUUUAUUGGAUUAUAAAGAGGAAACCAAACAUCCGUGUUUUAACUAGGGGGUGGGUCAUGCAAUUUCCAACCUUGCUUUAGGGGUGGGUCAGUCAUUUUUUUGCCGAGGGGAGGGGGUGGGUCAUGUGUUUUUUAUCAACCACAUUUCCAAAUGCACCAGCCCCCCCCCCCCCAUAUACUUUUUGACCAGUCCCUAAUCAGUUAUUUUAGAUUAGAUAACCAUAUAUACUUUUUUAACACACCCUCAUAUGUCGAGUGCCGCGCAAUAUCUAGGCUAUGUCUUGCUUUCGUUUGGUCUUACAAAUUAUUUAUUUCACAGAAUCCCAGUUUGUGCGCCCAAGGAGUAACUGGACUUCCCGGACGAAAUGGUGUGAAUGGACAUAAUGGGUUACCAGGCCGUGACGGUCGAGAUGGUGUAAAGGGUGAGAAGGGUGUGGCAGGGCCACCUGGGCCUCGUGGUUUUAAAGGAGAAGCGGGUGAGAAGGGUGUGGCAGGACCACCAGGACCACGUGGUAUUAAAGGAAAAGAGGGACCAGUCGGAAGGGUCACUGCUGAACAAAGAAACUGGAAACAGUGCGCGUGGCAAAAGAGAGACUACCGUAAUAUUGGCCUUAUUAAGGUAAGUGCAUGGGAGAAAAAUUUUUAGAAACGGUGUUACUGGGCAAUUAAAAUUGAGGCGAGGGAGUCUCAUUUGAUAGAUAAGACCAUGACUCUUCAACCUAAGGGCCAUUAAGAAGCGCUUCUCAAAUGAUCCAGUCGGUUAUUCUUGUCUCUGUGUUUGACUGUUUUUCAACUAACCUUAACGCGAAAAUAAGGGGAAAUUCAAAAUUUACCCUUCAUAACUUCGAACGCAACGUAAUUCCGGUUGUUCAUUCAAUCACUAGUUGUGGGCAUCAGAUACCUAAAAGGAACUUAUCUGAUAGAAAAUCCCUCUUUUAAACCAUGAACUUUGCGAUACGGAGCACACAGCUGACCGUCAGUUGUCCUAGGUAGUCUAGGUAGCGUGAACAAAAUGUUUAGUGGGGAAAUAGUUGCUCCUUCUGGUGAGACUAGUUAACCCCACCUCGAGAACUCUGGGAUCAGGAAUUGUUUGCAGGGAGUGCGGAAGGAAGAAAGGAAGAAAGACCGCCUGAUCGCAGGUUACAUCUCAGGUUGCCUCGUCUUGCCUUCUCCACCCGCCCCCUCCCUCAAGCUCCCCGACCCUUUCUCCCACUAGGCAAGAUUGCGACUGUCAUGUAAACUGCAGUCGGCUGAAUUUUUUAACGAUGAAGUGAAUUCAGUUGGAUGGCCGAGAGUCAAUCUGAGGUAGGGGUUGCACGGGUUUCCGAGAUCAUAUAAAUGUGGCCUUAGAAGCGUCUUAGAACACCGCAGUGUUAAUAAGGUGAGGAAGGAAUCGUAGAGCAGACGACUCAACAGGAUUCUUCUGUCACUUACUUUCAGGGUAAUUUUUAUAGGCUGUUAUGUGUGCCAAAAUAAAUAUACGCAUCGCUCUUUGCGUUAUAUCGGUAUGCAGUAAUGAUAAACUACCAUGACCUGAAGUCAUUUGGCUAGCCGAGAGUUCGGUAGGGCCGUCUCGGAUACCCGACCGAUAUAAUUGUGCCAUUAGAAAAUUUAGAAAUGAUGUGGUGAAUGAGCUAAAGAAAAAAAUCGUAGGCCAGAGGAAUUAAGGCAAUCAUCAGUCAUUUACUUUAAGUGAAAUUUUAUUGGGAGGUUAUAUUUGUGCCAAAAUAAAAAUACGAAUCGCUCUUUGCGUUAUAUCGGUAGCUCUAAGACCUUAAUUAACUCUCUUAACAUAGUCACAAAAUUGCAACAGAACAGACGUUACGAUUUGAAUAAUAACAUGAAUCAUAUUUGACGGUGUUCUGUGUCGCAGUGGUCGCUAACAAUAUUUAAUGCUGUGUUUUCAGGAUUGCCAGUUUACUAAAAUUAAAGACAAUACAACUCUUCAUGUUGUAUUCCAAGGAAAUCUCUUUCUGGGAAAUUGCGGUAACUGCUGCAAGCGAUGGUUCAUCACUUUCAACGGCGCCGAGUGUAGCGGUCCUCUGCCUAUUGACGCAGCUCUGUGGAUCCCCAGUAGUAUCUCGAAUGACUCCAGACAUGGAGCAAUAGAGGGCUACUGUGACAACAUCAGAAAAGGGAAUAUCCGCGUUGGCAUCAACAUUGGAAACUGUCCCGGUUAUGGAAACUCUGAUGGUGACACAGGAUAUAUGUCUGUGUCUCGUUUGAUUAUCGAAGAAGUUCCUAGGUCCCAGCAGUAA
This is a messenger RNA of Porites lobata, 11460 nucleotides long. NCBI's taxonomy places the organism in Eukaryota, Metazoa, Cnidaria, Anthozoa, Scleractinia, Poritidae. The record is from the annotation of a GenBank genome assembly.